GGCCGAGACGCGGGGAAUGUCCCAGGCCUGGCUCGUUGAGACGCUCGCUGUGCUUCUCCUGGUUCGGCUGGUGUCUGCAGGGCCUGAGGCUCGCCGCGUUUCGAAAUGGCCGAGCAGUCGGAUAAGACAGUCAAGUACUACACCCUGGAAGAGAUACAGAAGCACAACCACAGCAAGAGCACCUGGCUGAUCCUGCACCACAAGGUGUACGAUUUGACUAAAUUUUUGGAGGAGCAUCCUGGUGGGGAAGAAGUCUUACGGGAACAGGCUGGAGGUGAUGCUACUGAAAACUUUGAGGAUGUCGGGCAUUCGACGGAUGCUAGAGAAUUGUCCAAAACGUACAUCAUUGGCGAGCUGCAUCCAGAUGACAGAUCAAAGUUAACCAAGCCUGCGGAAACUCUUAUUACUACUGUGGACUCUAAUUCCAGCUGGUGGACCAACUGGGUGAUUCCCGCCAUCUCAGCACUGGUCGUAGCCUUGAUGUAUCACCUCUACACAGCAGAAGACUGAGGACAUCCUCAGAGGCCAAUGACAGAAAAGACUGCUUUGGACCAGCAGGAAAGAAGCCAACGUUCACUGCUUCAACUGACAGAAACCUUCCCCUGAAAAGUAAUUGUAACACACCUCUUUCCCUUUCCUCCUGUGCUGGAAACAAAACAAACCAAAAAAGAACUGUUCUGUUCUCUCUCCUCUUGAACUUCUGCGGGUGCCUUUUGGUUCAGCAACUUCAUUUCCAUGUUCCAUGACUGUGUAAUUAUUGUAGGCAUGAGCUUUCAAAAAUAUAUCUUGCUUUUAAAAUA
Molecule: messenger RNA, 800 nt
Organism: Hipposideros armiger (great roundleaf bat)
Lineage: Eukaryota; Metazoa; Chordata; Mammalia; Chiroptera; Hipposideridae
Gene: CYB5A
Product: cytochrome b5 type A
Exons: 5
Coding region: 106-510 (134 amino acids)
Cellular component (GO): intracellular membrane-bounded organelle; endoplasmic reticulum membrane
Molecular function (GO): heme binding
Source: RefSeq, a predicted model, not a curated record